AUGGCUUCUGCAGACCUGGUCGUCGGCAUCGAUCUCGGCACGACGUGCUCGCGCGACGGUGUGUGGCGCAAUGAGGACGUGGAGAUUAUCCCUAACGGAGACGGUGCAUACUCGACACCGUCGUAUGUGGCGUUCACAGACACUGCGUUGCUGACCGGCAACGCUGCCAAACGCCAACCGACAAGGAACGCUGAGAACACAGUCUUUAAUAUCCAUCAACUGAUCGGCCGGAAGUUUUCGGACCCUGCACUGCAACUAAGCAUCCGAUACUGGCCAUUUAAGGUGGAGUGCGGGCCAAAAGAUACUGCACAAGUGGUGGUGCAGUACAAGGGCGAGACCAAGAGAUUCCAGCCGAUCGAGAUCGUGGCUAUACUGCUGUGUGAAAUGAGGAAGAUGGCCGAGAUCUACCUGGACCAAGAGGUGACGAAGGCUGUGCUAACAGUACCCGGUAGCUUCAACUACUUCCAGCGCCAGGCGAUGUAG
Molecule: messenger RNA, 483 nt
Organism: Phytophthora sojae
Lineage: Eukaryota; Oomycota; Peronosporomycetes; Peronosporales; Peronosporaceae
Exons: 1
Coding region: 1-483 (160 amino acids)
Biological process (GO): cellular response to unfolded protein; protein refolding
Cellular component (GO): cytoplasm
Molecular function (GO): misfolded protein binding; ATP hydrolysis activity; heat shock protein binding
Source: RefSeq, a predicted model, not a curated record